AUGAUUUGGCCGGGCCUGGAGCAGAAUGCCGUGGUGCAGCGGGUGGCAUCGGAUAGGAAGCAGAAGGAGGUGCUUUCUUCGGCCAAGGCGAUCUACCUGCGUGGGGUGGAGCAGGCCGAUCAGUUCGGCAGGUUUCAUCCCAAGUCAGACGUGCUGACGAGCAAAGCUCAAGGAACAGAGCUCUACUUUGAGUACGGAUUCCUGGGAGAUGCAGAUGUACUCCGCUUGACCAAGGCCUCCGCCAAGGCACUCAAAAUGAAGACCUCCAGCGUUCAGGUGGAGGACGGCCGGACCUGCUCGGGCUAUGUGAUUUCCUUGGAGGGUCUGACCGUCAGCGAAUACAAUAGCAUUCGCAAGCUCAAGACAAGCUUCAAGAUGGAAGCGGUGCACCUGCAAACGCACAUGGACAGGCGCGAGCAGCUGACGAUGGAGCAGGGCCAGAACUGGUUCACCCAUCUGUGCAACAUGCAGAUGACCCAUCGCCCGACGGGCGUCCAGGACGCAGCCAGGCACACCCUGCAGACUGUCGCCACCUUGCGGGCUGACCCCGCAUCCGGGUGGAAGGUUGUCCAAGAGACUCCCCCACCGCCACCGCCCUUCGCAGAGGAUGCAGAGCCGCCUGAGGUUGAAGCCACAGAAGCGGCAGAGGAUACGGAAGACAGCACGCUGGGUGCUUUGCAAGAUGCCCCCGCAGUGGAGCACCGUGCUGGACGCGCAGCCGCGAGUGGAGCGGACUUGGACUUUGGACCCAGUGGGAAGGAGAGGCCGAAGAAGCAGAAGCGGAAGCGAGAUCCUGCAGAAGACGAGGACGAGGAUUUGCUUGCUGAGUUUGGAGGCGAAGGCAACAUCUCCGCUGAGGACGACGAGAUGCUUGAAGUGGCCCGCCGCCACUGCCAGGUGACCGGGAAGCAGGUUUCCUGCUUUGGGGAUCUGGUUGUCGCACGACACUUGGCCGGUGAGAAGCUUUGGGGGGGGGGUGAGCCGAUACACCCACAAGGAAAUGCUCCUUGUUAG
Molecule: messenger RNA, 1014 nt
Organism: Symbiodinium sp. CCMP2592
Lineage: Eukaryota; Dinophyceae; Suessiales; Symbiodiniaceae
Source: the annotation of a GenBank genome assembly